Messenger RNA from Trifolium pratense (red clover), 990 nucleotides. Its product is annotated as dehydration-responsive element-binding protein 3-like. The transcript has a single exon. The coding region runs from base 96 to 659 and encodes 187 amino acids. Gene Ontology annotation, molecular function: DNA binding; DNA-binding transcription factor activity. Gene Ontology annotation, biological process: regulation of DNA-templated transcription. The record is from RefSeq and is a predicted model, not a curated record. NCBI's taxonomy places the organism in Eukaryota, Viridiplantae, Streptophyta, Magnoliopsida, Fabales, Fabaceae.
CUUUAUAAGUCUCAUUAGCAAGUGACGGAAAAAACGGUCACUGCCCAUUAAUUUCCCUUUAUUUCUUCUCUGCCCAUUUCCCAAAACCAGACACUAUGACUAGUACUAUUGAACAACCUCAAAACUCUGAAACUGAUAGUACCUCAAAUUCACCAUCACCACCAUCACAAUCCCAAAAAAUCAAACGCCUCAGAGACACUAACAAGCAUCCGGUAUACCGUGGGGUCCGAAUGCGUAAUUGGGGUAAAUGGGUGUCUGAAAUCCGCGAGCCGAGGAAAAAAUCCCGAAUAUGGCUCGGCACAUUUCCUACGCCGGAAAUGGCUGCUCGAGCUCACGACGUAGCUGCUCUUAGUAUAAAAGGAAGCGGCGCCAUUCUCAAUUUCCCUGAAUUGGCUAACUCGCUCCCGAGACCUACCUCGCUAGCUCCUCGUGAUGUUCAAGCCGCCGCAACCAAAGCCGCUCACAUGGAGUUUCCUUCUUCAACAAACUCCUAUGAAUUGAGUGAAAUAACUGAACUACCUCGGUUGGGAAAUUGCGGAGAUUUUGAGAAAGAGUUUGUGUUUAUGGAUUCUAUUGAUGCUUCUUGGAUGUUUCAACCUCCUUGCUUGCACACCAUGGAAGAUGUGAUUUGGAAUGGAGUUUAUAAUAACUAUAGCUAGUUACUUUUCAGAUGAGUUUGUUACAAUUAUUACUACAAAAAAAAUCUUCAUUUCUUUUGUAGUUUCAUUUGUUUCUAUGAAUGUGGUCAUGUCUUUUGUUAAUGUUCUGUUCUCUAGCUAUUCUUGUCUUGUUUUGUAUAAAUUUAUGUAUGUUUUGGUGUGUCUAUGCUGCAGCCACUUGUUGUUUUUCUGUUAUGAGUGAGUAUGCUGCUGUAUCAUGUUGUGUUUUUCUUGUUUCAUCCUCUCAAUUAAUUUGUAAUUAUUAUGGUUAAUAAAAUUAAAAUAAGAGAGGAAGAAAGUGGUAAAUAAUGAAUUUGAUUUGAGUUAUUAA